Molecule: messenger RNA, 541 nt
Organism: Onychomys torridus (southern grasshopper mouse)
Lineage: Eukaryota; Metazoa; Chordata; Mammalia; Rodentia; Cricetidae
Gene: Fau
Product: FAU ubiquitin like and ribosomal protein S30 fusion
Exons: 5
Coding region: 96-497 (133 amino acids)
Biological process (GO): translation
Cellular component (GO): ribosome; cytosolic small ribosomal subunit
Molecular function (GO): protein binding; structural constituent of ribosome
Source: RefSeq, a predicted model, not a curated record
GACAGGAGGUGAGGACGUGCGCGCUCCCGCUCCUUCCUCUUUCUUGACUCCAUCUUCGCGGUGGAAGCUUCGCCGUCCGCGGGUUAGUCGCCAACAUGCAGCUCUUUGUACGCGCCCAGGAGCUACACACCCUUGAGGUGACCGGCCAAGAAACGGUCGCCCAAAUCAAAGCUCAUGUGGCCUCACUGGAAGGCAUUGCCCCGGAAGACCAAGUCGUGCUUCUGGCUGGUUCGCCGCUGGAGGAUGAGGCCACCCUAGGCCAGUGUGGUGUAGAGGCCCUGACCACUCUGGAAAUAGCUGGCCGCAUGCUGGGAGGUAAAGUCCAUGGUUCUCUGGCUCGUGCUGGAAAAGUGAGAGGACAAACUCCUAAGGUGGCCAAACAGGAGAAAAAGAAGAAGAAGACAGGCCGUGCCAAGCGGCGAAUGCAGUACAACCGUCGCUUUGUCAACGUCGUGCCCACCUUUGGCAAGAAGAAGGGCCCCAAUGCUAAUUCCUAAGUCCUAUGUGAUUCUGGCACUCUAAUAAAACCACUCUGCCCAGA